CAAGCAUGUCGUACUUACCUGCUCUGUGUAAUGGUGAUCAGCUGUCCAAUCACAGCUGAUCACAUGGCACUGAUGAUCAGUGUAGCCCCAAGCAGUGCCACAUGUCAGUGCCCAUCAGUGCCACAUCAAUGCCACAUAUCAGUGCCCAUCUGAGCUGCCUUUCAGUGUCACUUAUCAGUGGCAGUCAGUGCCACCAAUCAAUGCCAGUCAGUGCCACCUAUCAGUGCCAGUCAGUGUGCAUCAGUGCCACCACUAUCAGUGCCCAUCAGUACCGCCUAACAGUGCCAGUCAGUGCUGCCUAUCAGUGCCAGUCAGUCCCACCUAUCAGUGCCGCCUAUCAGUGCCAUAUAUGAGUGCUGCCUUUCAGUGCCCAUCAGUGAUGCCUGUCAAUGCCCAUCAGUG
Staurois parvus is the source of this 402-nucleotide messenger RNA. The record is from the annotation of a GenBank genome assembly. NCBI's taxonomy places the organism in Eukaryota, Metazoa, Chordata, Amphibia, Anura, Ranidae.